AAUUUCUGGACGAUCAUUACCUACAGUACUCUUUCAGUCUGACAAAGACUUUGUGUGCGUGUGUGCAAGCAUGUCUGUGGUCUCAUUGCUGUGUCUCUGUCUGUGUAUCGCCUCUCCUCUAGUGAGGGCUGAUGAUCAAGGAUCCUUCCUACAUGACCCAAAGAACGUUCAUAAUGCUGAACACAUCAAGCAGCACAUGGGCGAGUAUUUUGAUGGUGACGAUGAUACCGCUGACAAACUGAAACUGGACGACAAGCAGGCAAUGGAAUUCCACUACUUUAAACUCCACGACUACGACAACAAUAACAAGCUAGACGGGCACGAGUUGGGCAUUGCCAUGACUCACUUCCACGAGGACAACCCUGAGGGGGAGGAGGGCGAAGAGGGGAAUUCCCCCAGCUCGUACAGCAUGAGUGAUGAUGAACUUUCCAAACUAAUUGAGCUCAUUAUGGAAGAAGAUGACCUGAACGAUGAUGGCUACGUGGACUACUAUGAGUUUGUUCAAGCCUCCCGUCGAGGCAAUGAAGAGCCCCCUGCAGAGAAGGACAAUCUUUAAACUGCUUAGCUUUGAUAAUUUAGCCAGUCAUUCAAAAUUAUUCAUUCAAAGAAUUUUGUUAUACAUGCAUGUAAAAUAAUGGAUGAGUAUUAAUAUGGAACAUUGAA
Molecule: messenger RNA, 663 nt
Organism: Halichondria panicea
Lineage: Eukaryota; Metazoa; Porifera; Demospongiae; Suberitida; Halichondriidae
Product: multiple coagulation factor deficiency protein 2 homolog
Exons: 2
Coding region: 71-556 (161 amino acids)
Molecular function (GO): calcium ion binding
Source: RefSeq, a predicted model, not a curated record